Populus nigra (black poplar) is the source of this 1608-nucleotide messenger RNA. Its product is annotated as pectin acetylesterase 11-like. The transcript has 13 exons. Gene Ontology annotation, biological process: cell wall organization. The record is from RefSeq and is a predicted model, not a curated record. Bases 205 to 1389 code for a protein of 394 amino acids. Lineage: Eukaryota; Viridiplantae; Streptophyta; Magnoliopsida; Malpighiales; Salicaceae. Gene Ontology annotation, cellular component: plant-type cell wall. Gene Ontology annotation, molecular function: pectin acetylesterase activity.
CUUACAUAUAUAAUCUUAAAAUGUUUUUUUUAUAACCUUAAAAUUAAUAUUUGUCUGAACACGUUAUAUAUGAAGUGUUUAAUUUUUUUUAUUCCCUGCAUUAUCUCUUACAAGUGGCAUUUUGAGUUUCUUGUCUGAAAGGAAAGUUCUGAGAAUCUAUAGCAUUCUUUUCCUGACGCAAGCCCUCUUGUUCCUGCACAUUGUAUGGCUGGUUCAAGAUUAGGCCAAUGGCCGUGUCUUGUUGUUUGCAUACUGAUAUUGCUCAAGGCAGAAGGAGCUAGCAUUCCCAUUACUAUUGUCGAGACUGCUGUUUCAAGCGGAGCUGUUUGCUUAGAUGGGAGUCCGCCAGGUUACCACUUUGACAAAGGAUCUGGUUCUGGGAUUGAUAACUGGUUGGUUCACAUGGAGGGAGGAGGAUGGUGUGAGAGUGUUGAGUCCUGUGUUUCUCGUAGGGACACUUUCAGGGGUUCUUCAUCGAAAAUGGAGAAGACAAUGGGGUUCUCUGGCAUACUGGGCAGCAAGCAAGCAGCUAAUCCUGACUUCUAUAACUGGAAUAGAAUCAAAGUCAGAUACUGUGAUGGUUCAUCAUUUACUGGUGAUGUCGAAGCUGUCGAUCCGGAAACUAAGCUUUACUUCAGGGGAGAGAGGGUUUGGCAGGCUGUAAUUGAUGAACUACUGGCGAAAGGAAUGCAAAAUGCUCGAAAUGCUAUUCUUUCCGGAUGUUCUGCUGGUGGAUUGGCUGCUAUUUUGCAUUGUGAUAAAUUCCAAUCCCUCCUGCCUGCAACUGCUAGAGUAAAAUGUGUUUCUGAUGCUGGUUAUUUUAUUCACGGGACGGACAUUUCUGGAGGGUCUCGAAUUGAAUCCUUCUUCGGUCAAGUCGUUAAAACUCAUGGAUCAGCAAAGAAUUUGCCUGCAUCAUGCACUUCAAAAAUGAAUCCGGAGUUGUGUUUCUUCCCACAAUAUGUGGCGCAGACUAUGCGAACACCACUUUUCAUCAUAAACUCAGCUUACGAUUCCUGGCAGAUAAAAAACAUCCUUGCACCAACAGCUGUUGAUUCCAAAAAAGAAUGGAAGGACUGCAAGCUUGAUUUGAAAAAAUGCUCAGCUAGUCAACUCCAGACCGUGCAAGAUUACAGGACACAAUUCUUAAAAGCAGUGGAUACUGGACUUGGCAGCUCUUCAACAAGAGGAUUGUGGAUAGAUUCUUGCUAUGCUCACUGCCAAUCUGGGUCGGUAUCUACCUGGUUAAGUGAUAAAUCUCCCGAAGUGGGCGAUACGAAAAUGGGAAAGGCUGUUGGAGAUUGGUUCUACGACCGAAGUGCCAUGGAAAAAAUCGAUUGCCCUUACCCUUGCAACCCUACUUGUGUCACUGUUGAUUCUGAAUCGUAAGAGCAGUCAACUAACGCAGAUUUAUUGAUAAUAAGAAAUAUUACCAAUCUCAUGAGUCGUGGUUAUAAGCUACAAUCAGCUAGAGUAAGAGUAUUGCUUGUGAUGUUGUUACCAAGCCUUCAAAAUAAAGAUCAUUGCACAGAACAUAUCUGUGUGUUCUGUCAUUGAUUAUGUAAUACCUGUUCAAUAAUCAUUAUUAUACGUGUAAUUUGUUUCUAA